AUGGUGCUUCUUUUUCUUCCCCUGGAACUACUUUUCUAUCUAGCAGACCUUUUAGAUGCGUCACAGGAUUUGCUUUCAAUGGCAAAAUUAAAUAAGCGAUCAAGUCUUCUAUUCCUACCGCUUCUCUACGCCUUCAAUGUCCGCUGUCAGAAUAGCUCUGCUCUGAUCUGGGCCAUCCAGCACAACCAGUCGAAACUCGCGAAAACCCUACUCGAAGAGUAUCAGGCAAACCCAAACACAACGGAUGAUAGAUUUCGGACACCGCUAUUCUAUGUUCCAGGUAUUCGAACAGAAAGGUAUCAAAUGAUUCGUUCAUUGAUCAGAAGCGGCGCAGAUCUCAAUUGGAGAGAUGAUCAUCAGCAAACGCCAUUACUGUACUCCCUCCAAAGGAAGUUUUUACCUGUAGCCAGAGAUCUUCUGGGGUACUCUGAUACAGAAGUGACUGCUCGGGAUAACAAGGCCCGAAAUGCGAUCUGGUAUGCUACCGCCCAUCAGGAUAAGGAUUUGGUUCGGUCCUUCCUGGACAGGGGGGUUGAUACUUUUACAGCUGACUGCAAAGGAAUCGACCCCAUCAACCUAGCUAUCUUGAAUCAGAGCAAUACCAUUCUUACCAUGCUGCUUGACCAUGUCAAAACGAAGCCUUCGGCGGCAAACCUGGAUGGCCUAAGUAGCUAUGAGCAUCCACUAUUUAUUGCCACGCGCAAAGGAUCGAAGGAAAUGGUCCAAAUAUUGAUUUCCUACGGAGCAAACCUCCACAUCAGAAACAGAAAGGGUCAGAGUCUGCUUCAUCAGGCAGCCAUGAAAGGACACGGUGAUGUUCUGAAAAUGAUUCUUGGAUAUAAUAUGAUUUCUAUUAGCACUGCCGAUGUGAGGGGAACAACAGCGCUACAUUUGGCAGCAAAGUACGGGCACAAAUCGAUCGUGAAGAUCCUGCUGGCCUUUCCAGGCAUCGAAAUCAAUACUCGUGAUACAGACGAGUCCACGCCGCUAUGUAUUGCUGUUCGUGGGAACCAACAAUCUGUGGCCUUGCAAAUUUUAUCCGAAGAGUCAGCUGACAUCAACGCGUUCUGCCGACACAGGCAAACGGCCCUUCAUUAUGCUGUGCGAAAUGGCAACAUUCUGCUCGUUUGUGUUCUCCUCGAUUUUAAGAAGCUAGAUCCAAAUGUUCGCGAUAGGUGUGGCUGGACUCCUCUCGUAUACGCUGCAUUAAUUGGCAGUCUACGACUACUGGAGGUACUUCUCACGAGGCCAGAUAUUGCGCUGAAUGUUCGGAAUGCCUCGCCCAUUUUCUAUGCCUGCGAAAAGGGGAAUUUGGAGAUCGUACGUAGGCUUCUAGAUCGCAAUGAUAUGGACGUCAACAAACCGGUCUGGAAUAAGUCUCCUCUUUACAUCGCAAUCGAGAAUGGCCAUAUAGAGAUUGCAAGGUUGUUGAUUGACCAGGGUAAUGGAAUCGAUGUGAACUCAGCUACAUUGCUUGGAAGCACUGCUUUGUCGGUGGCAGCACUGAAUGGGCACCUGGAAAUUGUGGAACUCUUGCUCCAAGAUGAAAGGCUGAACUGCAAGGCUGAAAAUAAUUUUGGAGAAACCGCCCUUCAACUAGCCGCGCGAGAAGGACACGAAGCCAUAGUACGAUCUCUUUGUCGUGAUUCCCGUAUCAGGGACCUUCUGAGCUUAAGAAACGCGAUAAAGUACUCAUCAAGCAUCAGAUUGACAUACUUUCUUCAAGGACAGGAAGAGGAAUUGGUCCGAGAAAACGAUGCUUGA
This is a messenger RNA of Penicillium cosmopolitanum, 1764 nucleotides long. Its product is annotated as ankyrin repeat domain-containing protein. The coding region runs from base 1 to 1764 and encodes 587 amino acids. The transcript has a single exon. NCBI's taxonomy places the organism in Eukaryota, Fungi, Ascomycota, Eurotiomycetes, Eurotiales, Aspergillaceae. The record is from RefSeq and is a predicted model, not a curated record. Gene Ontology annotation, molecular function: protein binding.